Molecule: messenger RNA, 1275 nt
Organism: Cuscuta europaea
Lineage: Eukaryota; Viridiplantae; Streptophyta; Magnoliopsida; Solanales; Convolvulaceae
Source: the annotation of a GenBank genome assembly
ACACUCCCGAUUCUUGCUUGAUGCAUCAUCCUCAUUUGCCAUUCGCCAAGGCCGCAGCCGGCUACACGUAAGAGCAGUACAACCAGCACGCAGCGCCACGACUCUAGGAGCCAGCUCGCCGUUGGAGAACGCACUUCUCGCCGCAACCGCCUCUAACCGCCGGACCCGCCGACAAUCAUCCCUCCGCUGCGCAGCCGCCGCUCUCUGUAUUCUCCGUCCGGUAGGGUUUUCGUACAGAAAAGUUGAAGAAUGAGUAGAGGAAGCGGAGGGGGCUACGAUCGGCACAUCACGAUCUUCUCUCCCGAAGGUCGUCUCUUCCAAGUCGAGUACGCGUUCAAAGCCGUUAAGGCCGUCGGAAUCACCUCCAUUGGUGUGCGUGGAAGAGAUUCCGUUUGUGUUGUUACUCAGAAGAAAGUUCCAGAUAAGCUAUUGGACCAGACAAGUGUGACCCAUUUGUUUAAAAUCACAAAGCAUUUAGGACUUUUGGCUACUGGAGUGACUGCUGAUGCCAGGACACUAGUCCAACAGGCAAGGAAUGAAGCUGCCGAAUUCCGUUUCAAAUAUGGAUACGAAAUGCCAGUAGAAGUGCUUGCCAGAUGGAUUGCAGACAAAUCCCAGGUUUAUACUCAGCAUGCCUACAUGAGACCCCUUGGAAUAGUUGCGAUGGUUGUGGGCAUUGAUGAUGAAAAGGGACCUCAGCUCUUCAAGUGUGACCCAGCUGGUCAUUUUUUUGGUCACAAGGCAACAAGUGCUGGAUCAAAAGAACAAGAGGCAGUUAAUUUUCUGGAGAAGAAGAUGAAAAAUGAUCCCGUUUUCUCCUAUGAGGAAACCAUUCAGACUGCAGUUUCUGCUCUUCAGUCGGUAUUACAGGAGGAUUUCAAGGCCAGUGAGAUUGAGGUUGGUGUUGUGAGGAAAGAUGAUCAAACUUUUAGAGUGUUAUCAACAGAUGAGAUUGAUGAGCACCUGACGGCUAUCAGUGAGCGUGAUUAAAUUAAAUUAUUACCGCCACUCCGUUUUCAACAAAUAUUGAAAGUUGUGUCUUCACACUGAUUUUGCUUGCUGUUUAUGAAAAAAACAUGGUUUGGAAAUUCCUGCCUGAUACUCCAUGCUUCUACGCUAUAAUUAUGAUCAUGUAAUCUAGUCUCAUAUGAAGUACUACUUCCGUCCCGUUGGAAGGUUCCCAUAGCAAAACAGCACGGUUAUUUAGACAAUAAUUAAAUAAAGUACUUCGAGUAUAUCUUAAGAAAUAAUUUUAAUAGGUACCUACCUCCACCC